Culex quinquefasciatus (southern house mosquito) is the source of this 2197-nucleotide messenger RNA. RefSeq names its product zinc finger protein 135. The transcript is spliced from 4 exons. Lineage: Eukaryota; Metazoa; Arthropoda; Insecta; Diptera; Culicidae. The coding region runs from base 421 to 1959 and encodes 512 amino acids. The record is from RefSeq and is a predicted model, not a curated record.
GACCCAAAAAAAAAGCGGAAAACCAAGUGAACCAAAUCGAUCCCAAAAAAAAGUCCUUCAAGUGAGGUGAAACCAUUAGCAAAGUUUAAUUGAUUGCUUUGUCAACUGAGAGAAUAAAAAAAGACCCCAAGUCCGGCGUCCCGGAAGAGACGACGUCGAAUUAGCAACAAUAAUAACAACAUCAAAGUGAUAUUUGUCGUUAAGGGGUCGGUCGAAACUCCGGAAAUCGCAACCAAGAGGGGUAACAAGAAACCACGGAAUCCACUUCGUUAAGGGGAGAGAAAGAGAGAGAGAGACUGAGUGUAUUUACAGUGCGGAAGUCCUUUCUUGGUUUGGACCGGGACCGGGAGGAGUGUCAUUGCCGCGGUGAUUUGUCCUUUCCCUAGGGCUUAGACGCUGGUACGAGUGAGGGACGCCAAAAUGACGAUGAUGGACUGGGAUAUUGACAUCUUCAACCUGGAGCUGGACGAGCACGCCCUGGACUACAGCAUCCAGUCCAUCAUAGCGGCGGACGGCGGAGAAUCCCUGUUCAGCACACUGUUCCAACAAUCGCCAUCCAGUCCCACCGCUAACCAGGACGACGACGACGACGAUGGCCAAACAUCGUUCCUGUCGUCCACCACAUCAUCAUCAUCGGAAGAACUUGGCCUGACCUCGGCACUGUUCCCGCUGGACGCCAUCAUCCUCCAGCAGCCGCCGUCGCCGCCACUUUCAACGUGCUCUGCGCCGACAACGACGUCCCUGAAGACCCACAAAUGCAUAUGUGAGGUUUUAAAAACGUAUUCCUUCUGUAUUUUCAGGGACGACGAAGAAGACCACGAUUCGGGCAACGCCUCAUCUUCAACGUCAACGCUGGAUUCCGGCACAGAGGAGACACUUUCUGAGACCACACCAACAUCCCCCGAGGGCUCCACCAACGGUAGCGACGCGGAAAACGAUGCGCCGGAUUAUGCGGCGACGGAAGCAGCGCGUCCCUUCAAAUGCUCCGAGUGUGGCAAGAGCUACACCCGCAAGCUGUAUCUGAUGCGACACUAUGUCCAGCACACCCGCGAGCGCCCCUACCAAUGCGACGGCUGUGACAAAGCGUUCGCGUACGCCAGCUCGUUGUCCUCGCACCGGAAGCUGCAUCUGGCCAGCGGCGAACAUCGGUGUGAAAUUUGCAGCAAAAGCUUCGUCAGUGAGGCGCUCGUUGAGGCUCAUAAAACGGCGGCUCAUUACGGGGAACGGCCGUACAAGUGCAAACUGUGCAAGAAGAGUUUUGUCCUGCUGCACGCGUACAACUCCCACAAGCGGUGGCACGCCCAGUUUAAUCCGUUCCGGUGCGGAGUGUGCGACAAACAGUUUACCAAGAAAAUCAGCCUCAAGUGUCAUCUGAGGGUUCACACGGGCGAGAAACCGUACAGUUGUGAAGUAUGCCACAAGAGCUUCACCCUCUCGUCCACACUUUCUUCGCACAAACGUCUGCACGGCAGCAAGCCCACCCUCCAGUGUGACACCUGCGGCAAAAUCUUCACCCAAAUAUCGGCCCUCUCAACCCACAAAUAUCUGCACACGGAGACACGGCCGUACAGCUGUGACCUCUGCGGCAAGCGCUUCAUCCGACUCCACGCCAUGAAGAUCCACAUCCGGACGCACUCGAACGAGCGACCCCAUCGCUGCGAGCUCUGCCCGAAGACCUUCACCGAGAAGCACGUUCUGGUGCGGCACCUCAAGACCCACAGCAACGAACGGCCUCACGCCUGCGACAGCUGCGGCAAAGCCUUCAAGGAGAAGUACGACCUGCUCCGGCACGUCCUCAUUCACACCGGCCGGCGCCCGUACGAGUGCGAGCUGUGCCCGAAAACUUUCGUCCAGUCGAACGCACUGGCCAAGCACCGGCGGAAGCACGAACGGGAGCAACAGCUCAAGACGAUGCAGGCAAGGGCGGUGGAGGGUGGAGUUGAUGCAACGGAAGUCUAAGACGAGAGGUGCUAGGAACAGGUGUGAGUGUUGAGUUACAUGCAGAGAGUUGAUUUCAGUGAAAAUAGUGCCAGGUGGUUUGAGAAAAUAAAGCACGUGAUAAGGAUAAGGUUUAGGUUCUGAGGAAUUGCAUUGGACUUGUUUGGCAGAAAAGAGCUUUUUGAGUUGGAAGGAGGAGGUUUAUGUACGAUGUGAUAUAAAUCAUAUUGUGUAAAAAUAUAGCUUUGUUGUGAAUCAA